AGGCCAACUUAUGGAAGCAGACCAGACAAAAGGAAAAGAAAAAGUAGACCAGACGUAAAACUAACCGGCCAGAGUAAGUGCAACCGACGAAAUGCCUCCGAAAAACAUUUCUCCACCAACAAAAACAAACUCUGUAAAUUUCAUGUUUUACACGUUUCUCCCAAAUUCAUUCUCACGAUUUUUUCCAAAUAGGAUUCUGUUGAUGCUAUGGAUUGCCAGCGUUUUUCUUUUUCCUUAUGUCCGUAUGAACUUUUUCUCUUUUAAAAAAAAAAAAAUUACUUCUUCUCCUCUUUAUUUUCUUGGUGGGUCAAGAACAAAGAAUCUGAAAGACAAGAGUUUGAGUUGUUUUUGGGUCAACCAUUUUUUAUUUUUCUGGGUUUUUAUAUCAAAUUUCACAUGCAGUGUUCAAUCUGGAUUUUUCUAAGUUUAUAUCAGAUUCUGGGUUUUUCUAGAGAAUUCACGUUCAGAUUUUACAUCGCAUUAUUUUUUCUGAAUUUUUACAUAUCCUAUUUCAUUUGGUUAAACGAUUUUGAAAAAGAAAAGUAAGAUGGGAAGAAUGCAAAAAGGCUGUGAAGAGAGGGGGGAGCUGCAGAAAAGUUGCAGGACUGAUGGGUUUCGAAGGGAUGGGGUCAGUUAGGCAAAACCGGUUCACUUGUUAGUGAAUCCGGUCUACACGUAAUGUGUGUAGUGGCUGCUCUCAAACAGUGGCUGCUAUCAAGAUUUUUUCUUUUCUUUUUGCUCUCUUUCGAAUACAAGGGACUCAGUCGACCUCGAGCAUGUACAGCACGCCUCUAUCGUGCCGCAUGAAGACGUAGUCGUGGCUGAGCGCGAUCCGGCGACGGCAGCAUGGCCGUUUAUGGCGGCUAUGGUGGGCAUAGGGAGCGAGAGAAGUGCAGAGGCGACCGGUCUGAAAGACUCAACCAUGUGGUGGAGCCUCUUGCGGGUGCCAGAGGAGGAUCUGGCGGCUUGGGCCCAGGAUAGGUCGAACCCAUUGGAGAAGAACUUGCCGUGGGCGGUGCUGGUCAGAGUGGAGUCGCGAACGGCUUGGGAUUUGACUUGGGAGAGAAUCGAGAUGAGGGAGAUGACUGUCGGGCUGAAGCGGUGCUCGCCGUCGCCGGUGAGUGUUAGGAAGAAGAUUUCAUGGGCUACUCCAUUAUUUCCUGGGCUGAUUUCAUCUGCAAAGCUUCCGCCUUUGAGGUCGAAACAAUGUCUUUUCGAUUUGGACCGGGUGGGAUGAAGAUGCCUACUCAACAUUGACAUAUAUGUCAUCAAAUGCUUCUCUCGUGAGAUCUGACACCUCGUACGAGGAAAUUAAAGAGCAUUCAUUACAUGCUCAGAGGAAGAAUAUAUAUAUUUUUUUAAAAUUACCGUGUAAAUAAGCAAGUGCAUUCUAUAUAUUAGGUAUUUGUAGCCUAGAUAAAAGAUGUUAGUUAAAUGCGGAAACGACAGCAAGAGAAAUGGUCGUGGUAAUGCUCUAUUGAUUUAUUUAUUUAAUUUUUUUGGCA
Carya illinoinensis is the source of this 1505-nucleotide messenger RNA. RefSeq lists its product as uncharacterized. The record is from RefSeq and is a predicted model, not a curated record. Lineage: Eukaryota; Viridiplantae; Streptophyta; Magnoliopsida; Fagales; Juglandaceae. Bases 857 to 1237 code for a protein of 126 amino acids. The transcript has 2 exons.